AGCGCGUGCACGCAGCGGCAAGCGCACGCGGCGCGCACGAGCGGGGCGCGCCAUUCUGCCAAGGCGCCUGGCGGGAUCGCGCGCGCUCGCGAGAUGGCUGCCGGGGCUGGCGGUGGCUGGUCCGCCGCCAGCGCGGUUGCCCUUCACGCCCGUGCCAGGAGGCGCGGCCCCGCUCGGACCGGGCGGGCGCUGCUGCUGGGGGCCGCCGCCGCCGGGGCCGCGCUCGCGAGCGCGCGGGCGGUGCUGCGGGAGGCCGGGCGCUCCUUCGCUGCCGCGGGGGGCCGCCCAGACGAGGGCGUUGUCCAGGGCGCCGGUGGCCCCCGAGGUGCCCGCCGGCGGGAGUGGCUGGCGGCCGCCGGCGCGGCGGGCGUCGCCGGGCCGACGCCGGCGCGGGCGAGCGAGAUCAGCGUGUUCGGUGCAAAUUUGGAUUUGAGCUUCCUCGACCCGAAAGCGCCGGAGGACUACAACAAGCCCCCGGCUGAUGCCGAGGUGUUUCCCAGCGGCCUCGUGUCGAAGAUCCUGCUGAGACCGCAGUGCGCCCUCUCCAAGUUCACACCGCCCGAAAAGCUCGCCAAGUGCCCCAAGGCGAAGCCGUACGACAAGGCACCCUCGUAUCCGGUCGAGGUGGCAAAAGUCGGCCACGGCCGGUUUUUCUACGUGGUCGAAACCUGGAGGCAAUUCUCCUGUCCCAGGACUGUCAAGAAACGGCCCAGAGGUUCAGCUUGGCGAAGUGGUCGAAGCCCAGGGUGCAGACGACACGAACAGAAAUGCAACGUUGGAUGAGGGGGCGAUAAGCCGCGUGCGAUACAGACGGGUUCACCUGGCACCGUCGAGAUUCGCACCCGGACUGGUUUCAAGACACGCACCGUUCAUCUCGACUUAUUUCUUCCUCCUUUUUUUCCCUCUCUGCCUCCGGGAUUGAAUCUCCAGAUAUGUUGGGCCAGUCAUCUCAGCUUGAUACAUAUGCC
This is a messenger RNA of Prorocentrum cordatum, 968 nucleotides long. The record is from the annotation of a GenBank genome assembly. NCBI's taxonomy places the organism in Eukaryota, Dinophyceae, Prorocentrales, Prorocentraceae.